AUGGCAUCAACCAGACAGCUCUACUGGUGGAUGUGCGUGGGCUGCGUCGUCUUGUCCGUUGUCCUUACGGCCUUUCCGGCAAACCGAUGGAGUUGGUAUCCCCAAGAGAACAGCGAGGAGCCUGGGUCCAUGGAUCUGAAUUCCAUCAACAAGGGCAGUUUCACAGUAGCCGUCUCUGGUGCUUUCUCCGAGGCGGAGUGUGAGGAGCUGCUCCGCUUGGCCGGGCCUGGGGAGGAGGCAUUGGUUUCUGGAAAUCAAGGGCCCGGAUACUUCAAAGAAGAGGUGCGUGUGGCGAAGAUGUAUACGGUGAAUCCGGAUGAUGCUCGGUUUCAAUGGGUGUUCAAGCGUCUCUGGCAGAUUGCGACCGAAACAAACCGGUUGCACUGGAAGCUGGGACGCUUGAAGUUCAUGGAGCCACUGAAUCUGGUGAGCUAUACUGCAGCUGAAGAUGGUGAUGUCCACGGCCACUAUGAUUGGCAUGCGGACUUGAUGCCUGGCGCUGAAUCGGAGGGGCGACUGCUAUCCCUCUCUGUCCAGCUCUCCAGGGGGAGUGACUAUCAGGGAGGCGCCCUGGUCGUCGGCACCGAGGAGUCCUCGCGUGGCCUGGGCGACGCGGUGACAUUUCCCUCCUACAUGGCUCACUGUGUUCUCCCGGUCUCCAAGGGAGUCAGGCACGCUCUGGUGGCCUGGGUGCGUGGCCGGGUGAACAGCGACCUGGCAGAUGCUGCACAAGCUGCCCACCGACACGCCAUCGCCGAUGGCUCCAAGUCGGUACAGAAGACCGAGCGACCUGCGAAGCGUGCUCAACUGGCUCAGGCAGCUCUGGGCUUGCAGCGCAUCUACGGCAACCACCUACUGCACAUUGGCCGGCACCGGGAGGCGGCCGAUAUGCUGCGUGCCGUGGCGCAGCAGGAUCCUUACAGCCCCGGUGCUUUGAACAACCUGGCAGUGGCAGAGUACCAGCAAGGAAAACUGCAUGCGGCAAUUGAUGCCCUCCUGUAUGCCGUGAGUCUGCGUCCGAACGAUGGCGAAGUGAGAGCAAAUCUGGGACGGUUCUUUUUCAUGGACGGCCGCCUUCCAUUGGGGACGUAUCACCUGGCCACGGCCGUGACUCUUUGGCACCGUUCGGCAAUAAUGCUGUUCCUCUUCUGUAUGACGGCGUACUGUAGCGUGUGUUUUCGGCUCAGUUGCUUGUGA
This is a messenger RNA of Symbiodinium sp. CCMP2592, 1197 nucleotides long. NCBI's taxonomy places the organism in Eukaryota, Dinophyceae, Suessiales, Symbiodiniaceae. The record is from the annotation of a GenBank genome assembly.